AUGAACGCAGCAGAUCUUGAAGGACAAGGAAAAGAGAUCGCUUCUCAUGAGGUUGAGAAUGUGGAUGCCAUUGGGGCGAUUUCAUUCACUGAUGAGGAGGAGAAAGCGCUGGUGAAGAAAAUUGAUCUCACCCUCCUGCCUACCAUCUGGGUGAUGUAUUUGUUGUCCUAUCUGGAUAGAACUAAUAUCGGCAACGCAAAGAUCUCCGGGAUGGAGGUAGAUCUCAACUUGACAUCCAACCAAUACUCGAUUGCUUUGGUUGUCUUCUUUGUUGGAUAUGUUGUAUUUGAAGUCCCGAGCAACCUCGCAUUGAGCCGAUCACGGCCCUCGAUCUAUCUACCGUCAAUCAUGAUCCUCUGGGGAGCCUUAACAUGUGUCAUGGCUGUUGUCAAAGAUUUCGGUCAAUUGGUAGCCUUGAGAACGAUUCUGGGCUGCAUUGAAGCCGGGUUUGCACCCGGUGUUAUACUCCUCCUAUCCUCAUGGUACAAGCAAACUGAACAGUCGAAGAGGUUUGGGGUGUUUAUUUCAGCUGCUGUUUUAUCGGGCGCAUUUGGAGGCCUCAUCGCUGCCGGCAUCGUUGAUGGACUCGAGGGUGCUCAUGGCAUUCGAGGUUGGCGAUGGCUCUUCAUUAUCGAAGGCGUUAUCACUAUUGGCUUUGCUAUAUUUUCAAUUUUCAUCCUUCCAGAUUUCCCCAUGACGACACGACGUCUCUCCGAUCGCGAGAGACAGAUAGCUGUGACACGUCUAGCGAGUCAGAAUGUUACCGCUACAACUGCAGAUACUGAGCAUCUAAGUAAUCUAAAUGCUUGCAAGGUGGCUUGUCAAGACCCUCGCACUUGGGCCUUUAUAAUUGGUUAUAUGGUGAUUGUUGGCUCGAGUACGCUGACAUACUUUUAUCCGACCCUUGUAAAAGGACUUUUUGGAAAUGUAUCGACUAAAGAGAUCAACUUAUUGACUGUCCCAAUUUAUGGGGUGGCAUUUAUUGCAACUGGAAUUACUUCUUAUUAUGGUGAUAAGAUUUCCACAUGGCGCGGUUUGAUCAUCGCCUGCUGGCUUGGGUUUUCGUUGAUUUGCUCAAUCCUCGUCUGCAUCAUACAUGACUUCACGGCUAGAUAUGCCCUUCUGGUCCUAAUGGCGGCCGGUCUGUGGUCUACAAAUGGGGGAAACCUUGGCUUAUGCAUCUUCUGCAUUUGCUAG
Penicillium waksmanii is the source of this 1197-nucleotide messenger RNA. Its product is annotated as major facilitator superfamily domain-containing protein. The transcript is spliced from 4 exons. Gene Ontology annotation, cellular component: membrane. The record is from RefSeq and is a predicted model, not a curated record. Lineage: Eukaryota; Fungi; Ascomycota; Eurotiomycetes; Eurotiales; Aspergillaceae. Bases 1 to 1197 code for a protein of 398 amino acids. Gene Ontology annotation, molecular function: transmembrane transporter activity. Gene Ontology annotation, biological process: transmembrane transport.